AUGGCGAAAACAAAGGCGAAGAUUCAGGGGAAGUCGAAAUCUGCUGCAAAGAAACCAAAGAAAAGAGGUCCAACCUCUACUUCAGAUGUUCAAAAAACAAAAACCAUGGAAGCUGUGCUUGGCAUCGAGCCGAUUGAUUUUUCAGAUGAAGAAGAUGAAGGUGCGGAGGUUCCUGCUGCUGGUCCGAAACUUGUUGAGCCUGCAUUGCGCGAUGGGCUUCCAGAGCCUCUGUCACCCAACUCAUCCUUGCGAGAUAUACAGCGACAGGAGGAAAUCAGAUCGGAUUUCGCAGUUUUUUUAGCUGCUAAUCGUCAAUGUGUUACGAAUAUUUUGCAAGGUAAAUCUGAUACUCCUCCAAUUCUGAGAUCAGGAAUAGUAAUAAGAAAUUUAGGUAAUUCGUUUACGAAUGCUGAGAAAGAGCGUAAGGUCAAAAUCACAAUGGAAGAUAUUGAGGAAGAGGUAGCUUUUUGGAAUUCUUCUAUGGUAUGCUAUGUGCUUGGUGCUAACCCACCACUGUCAAUUUUUGAGGGUUUUAUUAGAAGGAUGUGGAAAGAUAAAGUAGAUAAGGUUGGGCUGCUGUCAUAUGGGGUUUUCCUUAUUCGAUUUGAGACCAUUGAAGACAGGGAUGAGGUGCUCAAUGGUGGAUACAUCUUCCUCAACAAGAGGCCUAUGGUGAUGAAGGCAUGGGAUCCUAACACUAACUUCAAGAAAGAAGAUGUCCGAACGGUACCGAUAUGGAUUCAAAUUUCUGAUUUAGAUUUGAAAUAUUGGGGUGAGAAAUUGCUGUUCAAGAUUGUUGGGCAAUUGGGGAAACCUGUGCAGGUGGAUUUAGUGACUAAAGAACGUAAUAAACUCAAUUUCCCAAGAGUCCUCAUCGAAGUUUCUCUCAAACAGGAUUUUCCGGAACUCAUUUAUUUUGAAGAUGAAUAUGGAUGCAAUGUCUCUGUAUCGGUCAUGUACGAAUGGAAGCCUAUUGUCUGUGGCCAUUGCAAAGGCAUGGGACACACAACAGAUAUUUGCAGAAAGAAAGAAGGAAGGAAGCAACAAUGGGUUGUCAAAGAAGCUGUUAAGGAAGCAGCAACUAACCAAGCUACCCAGGAACCGAAAGUAUAUGCUGAUGGUUUCCAACAAGUCACUAAAGGAAGGAAGUAUAAGGAUAAAGAAUCUGUGAUGGAAACACAAAAAGAUAAUUCCUUUCAAGCAUUAGCUGAAUUGCCUGGUUCCUCGAAUACUGUAAGUGAGGGUGUUGUUGCAGAAGACAUGGUUGGAAGGAAGCAGAAAUCAAAAACUAAAUCGCAGAAGCUCCCUGAGCAGAUUCCGAAAACAGCAGACUCCGCUGAGUUAGAUACAUGA
Molecule: messenger RNA, 1353 nt
Organism: Humulus lupulus (European hop)
Lineage: Eukaryota; Viridiplantae; Streptophyta; Magnoliopsida; Rosales; Cannabaceae
Exons: 1
Coding region: 1-1353 (450 amino acids)
Source: RefSeq, a predicted model, not a curated record